Molecule: messenger RNA, 2138 nt
Organism: Meloidogyne enterolobii
Lineage: Eukaryota; Metazoa; Nematoda; Chromadorea; Rhabditida; Meloidogynidae
Source: the annotation of a GenBank genome assembly
GUCAAAAAUAUUUUUCAAUACAUUUUCUAGGGUUUUUUGUUCUUUUCAAUGUUAUGGUCUUCCUAUCGAUCUCAAUUUCCCGGCUUAGGAUUUUUCUACUUCUAGUCCUUAUUUUUUGGCAUAUUGGCCUUUAUUUUUUUAUUUUUGUUCUUCCAAGAUAUGAAGGGAGUGAAGAGAGACAACUAGAGCUUGAAAAGUUCUCUAAAGAUUUACAAGAAGAACUUUCCACUUUUUCUCCUUUUUCUUUACCAUUAAAAUCAUUAGAAAAUGCAAUAAUCUAUACUCCCAAUAAUUUAAUUGUUUGGUCUGAUUUUGAUUAUAAAAGUUAUUUAUCUGGUGGAAAACUUGAAACUGGUGCUGAUCCAUAUGCUUCAAAUAAAUUUAAUCAAGCAAUAUCUGAUAGUAUUGAACCAAAUAGAGAAAUAUCUGACACUAGAGAUGAAAGUUGUAAACAAAAACAAUUUAUUUAUAAUUCUUUAAAACUCCAAAAAACUUCAAUUAUUAUUACUUUCCAUAACGAAGCACGUUCUACACUUUUACGAACUAUUUGGAGUAUUUUUGAACGUUCCCCUCCAAAACUUUUGAGUGAAAUAAUUUUGGUUGAUGAUUUUUCUUUAGAUGAAAAUAUUGGAAAAGAACUUGUAAAUAUUCAAAAAGUUAGAGUAAUUCGUAAUCUCAAACGAGAAGGACUUAUUCGUUCUCGUGUAAAAGGGGCACAAUUAGCUAAUGCUCCAAUUUUAACAUUUCUUGAUAGCCAUUGUGAAUGUAAUGUUGGAUGGCUGCAGCCCUUGUUGCAUAGAAUUGGAGAGGAUAAUAAAGCAGUUGUUGCUCCAGUGAUUGAUGUAAUUUCAAUGGAUAAUUUCAAUUAUAUAGCAGCUAGUUCUAAUCUAAAGGGAGGCUUUGGCUGGAAUCUUGUAUUCAAAUGGGAUAGACUUGGUAUUAAAGCUGCUUGGCAACGAAGAAAAGAUCCGACAAGUCCGAUUAAAUCUCCAGUUAUGGCGGGUGGAUUAUUUUCAAUUUCAAAAAAUUGGUUUGAAACGUUGGGGACUUAUGAUAUGGAAAUGGAUGUUUGGGGUGGUGAAAAUUUGGAAUUAUCAUUUCGUGUUUGGCAAUGUGGGGGAACACUUGAAAUAAUUCCUUGUAGCCGUGUUGGGCAUGUUUUUCGCAAACAACAUCCUUACACAUUUCCAGGUGGAAGUGGGAAGGUUUUUCAAAGAAAUACCCGAAGAGCUGCUGAAGUUUGGUUGGAUGAAUUUAAAGAAUUAUAUCUUCAAACUGUUCCGAGUGCUCGACAUGUUGAUUUUGGAAAUAUUUCUGAUCGGCUAGCAAUUCGUGAAAAAUUACAUUGUAAAAAUUUUAAAUGGUAUUUGGACAAUGUUUAUCCAGAAUUACAACCUUUGGAUCUCUUUAAUGGACGGAGUGUACAAAUUUCAAAUGGACUUUUUUGUUUGGAUUCAUUGGGGAGAUCAAAAGUUGGACAAUCUGUCGGUCUUUUUAGAUGUCAUCUUGAUGGUGGAAAUCAAGAAUGGUUGUAUGAUGAAAAGUCUUUUCGUUUAAAGCAUUCAUUAUCUGGGCUUUGUGUUGUUUAUGAUCAAAGUAGUCUACUUAUAUUUAAUCAUUGUUCUGAUGAGCAAUUUAACAAUAAAAUAAUCAUUUCAUCCUUGUCGCCUUCCUUGUCAAUAUCAAAUAAUUCUACAUUAUUUCCCAUUCAAAUUAAUGGUAACAGAUGUUUUACUUUAAUCGAUCAACAGUCAGAAAAUAACUACCAAACUCCAAAUAUAAUCCUUCGUGCUCUCCGUUGCAGAAAUGGUGAUGAACGUCAACUUUGGCGUAUUACUUAUUUUAAGAAUUAAUUUAUAAAUUAAAAGAGUUUAGAGAUUAUUUUUAAAUUUAAUUUAAUAUUGAUUAGUAAGAGGACUUGAAAAAAGUAUAUGAGAAUUUUUAACAUUUCCCCCAUCUUUUUCUCUAAACUCGUUUAAAAAGAAAAGUCAUAGACCAGUAUUUCAACAACAAUUCAGUAUUAUAAAUUACUUUUGCAUUAUAUUUGUUGCCCUGUGAAAAAAAAUACAAAUCUUUCGCGGCCAUUUUUUCUUUUUUUUUUAAUUCAAUUUUUGUGAUUUUUGUGCUAAUGUUAACUU